CUAAUCGCUAUUAUACCAUCUUGAUAAUAGCAACUACCACUUCAUUAUACCACGCGAGCCGCUGGUGAAUAACUUUCAUCACCAGUCUACAACUGCCUGCGGAUCUACCCAGCGUUUGUCAGUUCCUACUGGCUUCUCUCUUUCGCCAUGGCCCGGCAGACAGGCACCACCAAGCCAAAGGGCACGACUAAGCCAAGACACACAAAGUCGAGAGACGCCUUAUCAGCAACUAGUGGUACCAGCAAGAAGGACAAGAAGGAGAAAAAGCUUCCUCGUCUCGAAUUCACAGAGCGUGCGCUGGUUGCCGCUUCACGCCGGGAUGACCGCACCUUGGAGCUUCGGAUAGAGUCCGCUCACAAGGCGAGUGCCAUCCACAAGGCACGUACCGGAAAGGGAUUUUUCGUCUCAGAGGCCGGAGUGCUCAACAAGGAGAUGUACGAAGAAGACGCUCUUUUGCCGAGAUUCACAGCCAUGGGCUUGAGCGCGCCCCCCGGAUUUGUCGUCAACCCCAACACAGUGAGAGACCUGCUGGCAGAGUCUGACCGAAGUUGGCGUGAAAACGACGUCAAUAAGAUGUUUGCUCAGAUGUUUCCGCAUGCCGACGAGCACGCCCGCAGAUUCUCUCAGCAAUCGUCUCCUCUCCAGCCAUAUUCUCCCCAGGAAUACUCUUCUUCUAUGCCGUCUUCCAUGUCUCCUACUUCUCCGCCCCCGGCAUAUGAGUCUACUGCCACCAUGCAACUACCUCAGCAAUCUCACCACUUCCCACAAUGGGGUCCCAACAACAUAGAUUUCGCAAUGCCACAGACGCAGGCGCCGGCACCGACAGACAUGUUCCCACCCCUUUUCGAUUUUUCACCUUCGUCUGCGAGCGAUCAGUCCAUGUCUUCAAUGUCGACUCCCUCUUUUGGCGGCUCUCCCAUCCCUGAGUUUCUGCACAUCGACCCCACUCAGACGCAGCACGAAAUACUUCACCAGGAACUAUUUCCCGAGGCAGAUUCGGCUCUGUUUUGGGAGUAGAGAGUAGGGGUAGGGGUAGGGGUAGGAGCAGGAGCAGGAGCAGGAGCAGGAGCAGGAGCAGGAGCAAGAUUUUAAGCGUCAGUGUAUUUAGCGAAAUGUUUAUCUCGAGGAGUUCUUUGGUAUAGGCGGAGUUCUCGGUUUGCACGAGUACUCGGUGCAUCAGUGCAAAGGUGGAGUUUUGGUUACUACUAGAACUGGAUAGCAGAUGAUGCCUGAUAUGAGCAGGUUCUAUCAGAGUUGAUCGCUAUAUCAUAGUAGUUAGAUGGCGGCUUUUAUAAUGAUAAUGAAGCUGAACGCUCAGUUGCAAUAUUC
Messenger RNA from Trichoderma atroviride IMI 206040, 1329 nucleotides. RefSeq lists its product as uncharacterized. The record is from RefSeq and is a predicted model, not a curated record. NCBI's taxonomy places the organism in Eukaryota, Fungi, Ascomycota, Sordariomycetes, Hypocreales, Hypocreaceae.